Molecule: messenger RNA, 1269 nt
Organism: Cucurbitaria berberidis CBS 394.84
Lineage: Eukaryota; Fungi; Ascomycota; Dothideomycetes; Pleosporales; Cucurbitariaceae
Exons: 4
Coding region: 119-817 (232 amino acids)
Biological process (GO): deadenylation-dependent decapping of nuclear-transcribed mRNA
Cellular component (GO): Lsm1-7-Pat1 complex; P-body
Molecular function (GO): RNA cap binding
Source: RefSeq, a predicted model, not a curated record
AGGUAAAGGUACAAGACUAUACGAACGCCUCGCUAUGCUGACUCUUUUCGCGCACGCCUCCCGACAUCGCUAAUAUCUCUCCGAUAACCUCAUUCACUGCGCCGAGAAAAUUGCGACAAUGUCUUUCAACCCGAAUCAACCCCACGGCGGCCCCGCUGGAGCUCCUCCGAAUAUGGCACAGAACUUCAAUGCCAUGCUUCAGCGUUCGCUACACGAGCCGGGCCAGCCUGAACAGCUUGCAGAGGCCCCCGGGCAGCCUCCAUCAUCUCUUGGUUACAGUGGUGUAUACAGUGCGACACCACCACCCCAACAUGGACCCAACGUUCUCGGUGGAGGACGAGCGCCGCCGCAACAUAUACUACCAGUCGAUCUCCCGCCCCAAGCUUUCUUAACGUCAGCAAUGCUCCUGGAUAUGGUUGAUAAGAAAGUGGAUGUCUUAUUGCGCGACGAAAAGGAAUACAUUGGUAUACUGCGCUCAUACGAUCAAUUUGCCAACCUCGUCCUCACAGAGUGCUACGAGCGAAUAGCAGCGCGCAACCCCGAAGCAACUCCAUCCUCCGACCCAUCUACUCCUAGGUGGCUAAUACACGACGUCAAGCUCCCCGGUCUCAUGACAAUACGAGGCGAGAAUGUCACUAUAUGCGCGACCGUAGACCUCGACCGAGAAGACGCGCCCCGGGGUGCAAAGUUUGCGGAAGUUGAGGAAGUGAGGGCAUUAGCAGCAUCGCAGAAGGCAGAAAAGAAAGAAAUCGAUUCACGGAAAGCGAAGGCGUUGAAGAAGGCGGGCAUUGAGCCAGCCUUUGGUAUGCAAGGAUAGAUAGGUGGCAGCACGGAAAGAAAAGAGUAUGAAUUAUGAAACAAAAACAGAGGGUAUUACAUUUGGCAUGUUCAACGGCUAGGGGCGCUUGGAUAGCUACUUUGGCUUUUCAUGAUAUCGAUGAUACCAGGACGAUAUGUCCACCUACCACGCAAGCAUGAUUCCCCCGUCCCGUUUCCCUAGGCAGCUGGUCAAUAGACAUCACAAGUGGUGUGAAAAACAGUCCUGGCUCUGGAGACAAAUGGGCAGUGGCAUGAAGAUGCGUUUAGUCGAGUGAGACUUACUACCACAAAAAUAUCAAUAGCAUUCUUAGCGCUUGAUUACAAUGGAAGUAGCUCUAGUUCAGGUCGGACCCGGAAAAGACGAGUGUCUGUGUAGACGAUGAAAGCGAAUCUACUCUGGAUGGAUGUUCGUUGUGCGAUCUGUUCUUAAAAGUGCAUCAUGAUACACGC